Molecule: messenger RNA, 1917 nt
Organism: Gloeophyllum trabeum ATCC 11539
Lineage: Eukaryota; Fungi; Basidiomycota; Agaricomycetes; Gloeophyllales; Gloeophyllaceae
Product: DUF383-domain-containing protein
Exons: 9
Coding region: 183-1469 (428 amino acids)
Source: RefSeq, a predicted model, not a curated record
UCAACUAUUGAGCAGCCCUACUACUUUCCGAGCACGAGCAGCUGACAAGCAACCCCACAGCGGUACUGAGUACACUUGCAUCCCAUAAGGGUUGCUUCAACUCAGCAAGAGUUUGCAAAUCAUCUCGAGAUCGGACUCGGACCACCUGCAACCCAAUAAAUUCGCUGCAGACACACCCCGCAAUGGAGGACCAACUGCGAGAGCUCCUUCCUUUCCUGCACGACCGCAGCCCACAAGUCCGCCAGAUUGCGCUCUCCAACCUGCUCGGCCACACCGACGCCGAUUCUCCCUACCGCAAGAUAUUCCUGCCCAGUUCCGGCCUCAAGAAGACGCAGGACACCGACGCGAUCCGCGAUCUCAAGCUCCUGUGCCGAGAGCCUACAACAGUCGCGCACGACGCCUUCCGCGCGCUGGUCAACCUCUCGGACUCGCCGCUCCUCGCGCCCAGCCUCAGCGACACGCCUUUCCUCACCUUCCUCGUCUCCUACAUCCUUAACCCGCAGGCAGUCCUCGCCGACCUCGCCGCAAUGCUCCUCUCCAACCUCUCCGCCGCCCCCUCCGUCCAGUCCGCCCUGCUCGCCCUCGCCAUCCCCGUCAUCGCCGACUACCCCGUGCGCGGCGCGUACUACGCCGAGCAGUCGCGCUGCGGGAGCUGCCCCGCGCCCGAGCCGUAUCCUGCGGGGACGAAGCGCGAGGUGGAGGCGCUCCCGCUGCUGCUGGACGCGUUCGUGCUCAGCGCGCGCGUGCCGAGCAGGGAGGGCGAGCCCGGGAGCCAGCUCCAUUUCCUCGCGAGUGUGUUUGCCAAUCUGUCGCUGACCCCUCCCGGACGCCUGUUCUUCCUCACCCCGCGGCCGAAAGAGCCGAUGGGCACCUCGGAAGAUCUCGAGUACCCACUCGCGAAGCUGCUCGCGUUCACCGAGCACCCGGACACGAUCCGGCGCGGGGGCGUCGCGUCCACCAUCAAGAACUGCGCCUUCCACGCCCCCGCGCACCGCGCGCUGCUCGCGCCCGAAUCCGCGCGCGUCGCGGCCCCCCCGGGCGCCGCGGCGGCGCCCGGCAUGGACGCGCUGCCGUCCAUCCUCCUGCCGCUCGCCGGGCCGGAGGAGCUCGACCUCGAGGAGCAAGACCGCCUCCCGCCCGCGCUGCAGCUCCUCCCGCCCACGAAGACGCGCGAGCCCGACCCCGUGCUGCGGCGCACGCACGUCGAGACGCUGCUGCUCCUCUGCACCACGCGCUGGGGGCGCGACUUUCUGCGCGGGCACGGCGUGUACGAGGUGGUGCGGGCGAUGCAUUUGGCUGAGGGGGUGGAGAAGGUGGCGGAGGCGGUCGAGCGCCUCGUGGUGCUCCUCAAGGGCGUCGAAGGGCCCGAGACCGAGCGGGACGACGCGGGUUUGGAGGUAGAUACGGGGGCGAGUGCCGUACGCAAGGAGGAGGAGAGCGAUGAGGAUGAUAGAAUCGAAGAGGUGUGAACGCAGUGAGAUGAAUGGAACGGGUGAGGGCGAGAUGCGUGGUCGCCGGGAGUGAGAUGAAUUGUGAGUGGUUCAUCAGUCGGGUUCGGGCUCGGGUUGGGUGCAGGAGCGGGACUGGCCCUGGUAGGCAUUCAUCAAGUCUCCGGCCGUUUCACUAGAAUGAUCCGCCACGCGUCGUCCUCCGAGUCGCCGGGCCUCCGAAUAGCAGGGGACUCCAGCUACAUCAGCAGGCUGGUAUGUAUUCAACAUUUAAACCUGUAGCUCCUGGUUCUUGAUUGGAGGAUGGCGCAUUCACGGCGACUACAUGACGACCGGAGUCAUAUGGAGCUGAUAAUCUCGGUCAUGUACCUUGAGUUAUUAUGGUGAUGGGACGGUGUUUCCGAUGAUGACCGGCCCUUGUGCGCUUGUUUCUAGUCUGUCAGUGGUCCGUGAUUCAGGUCAAUGGGUG